AUGGUGGCAUCAUCAGCACCUUUCAGCGCUGUGCUUCAUCAGCUCUUAUCCACAGCUAAACCAACAUCCUCCAAGGGCAAGGGAAAAGCUCGAAACCAGCCCUCUGAUUUCCUGACUCGUCCUAUUGAAAGCAACAACGACUGGAAUGAGUCUGUCAAGGCAUUCUGCAGUCUUGUAGAGAAAUACAGCGAAGCCAACAGCGCGAAAAGAGAGUUACCUGCUGUCAACUUUGGCGAUGAUGUCGAGUUUAAUGCACCCGAGAAACCAUUCGUAGCACCCGCUUCUGCAUCACAGGAAGAGCAGCGUAAUGCAGAACCUAUCCCAGAAUCACUUCCAGUAGCAGCAACAACAGAAUCAGUACUUCAACAGCAAACGACAUCAUCUACUGGCACUGCAGCCAUCUAUGAUCGCAACUGGCUUUUACAACAAGCUCGCAUCCAAGUGACAAAUCAAGCUGAUCUCGGCAUGGAUGAACGUCAAUUAUGUGGUGAUAUAUUCACUAUUAUUCGUUCUGGUGGUUCAGAUGAUGAUAUACAGAUGUCUCUUGUCGAAUUACUAGGAUACGAGGCUUUGGAUCUCAUUGCAGAUUUGAUAUCGCAUCGAUCCACUAUUGUACACAACAUUAUUCGUAUGUCGGAUUACGACGAGCAACAGCCUCGAGGAAGAAUCACAGCACCUCCUACUUCCACUGAAGCAAAACGACCUGUGUAUGGAACUCAAUUUAUCGUGCAAUCUGAAAAAGAAUUGAAAGAGGAGAAGCGAUUGAGAAAGGAGCAGAAGCGAGCCAUGAAGAACCAGAAUCGAACAGAAGAUGAUGCCAAUGCCGUGUCCAUGAGUAUUUUGGGAUUUGAUGGAGAGGAUUUACGACAAGCCAGAGAGAACGCAUUGAUCAAUGCAAGCCAAGCACCGUUGUUCAGCUCGAGCCACAAGUCCAAGGCAGCACCCACGUAUCCUCAUGUUUAUCAAGCAGCUCAAAGUGGAGGCACAUUGUCCUUGUUUGGAACACGCUAUGCUCUACCAGCAGGUACUGUGCGUGAGGAAUUCAACGACUAUGAAGAGACAACCAUUCCCGUGCCCAAAGUAGCGCCAGUGCGUACUGGUGAAAGACGUAUUCCCAUCUCAGAGAUGGACGCUUUGGCUCGCGGCGCCUUCAAGGCUUACGAAACCCUCAACAGAGUGCAGUCGAUUGUGUAUCCUGUGGCCUACGAGACAAAUGAAAAUAUGCUUGUGUGUGCUCCUACGGGUGCUGGUAAAACAGACGUCGCCAUGUUGACCGUGCUUCGAUGUCUCUCUCAGCAUUGCACGCCUCCACCUCGAAAGGGCACCACCGAGAUUGACUUCACCAUUGCAAAAAACGACUUCAAGAUUGUCUAUGUAGCUCCCAUGAAAGCGCUUGCUGCAGAAAUUGUGGAAAAAAUGAGCAAGCGAUUGAAAUUUCUGGGUGUCAGUGUGCGUGAAUUGACAGGUGAUAUGCAAUUGACCAAAGCAGAGAUCAGUGCUACCCAGUUUAUUGUCACUACGCCCGAGAAAUGGGAUGUUAUUACCAGAAAGGGCACGGGCGAUGUGGAGUUGACGCAAAAGGUGAAGCUGUUGAUCAUUGAUGAAGUGCACCUGCUGCAUGAAGACCGUGGUGCUGUCAUUGAGAGUAUCAUUGCAAGGACUCUGCGUCAAGUCGAGUCCAGCCAGUCCUUGAUCCGUAUUGUAGGCUUAUCUGCCACGUUGCCAAACUAUGUUGAUGUCGCUGCCUUCCUGCGCGUCAACCCCUAUCAAGGCCUAUUCUACUUUGACAACGGCUUCAGACCUGUUCCUCUGGAGCAACAUUUCUUGGGCAUCAAAGGAAAGCCAAAUUCAACGCCUUCCAACGAACGCAUGAACCGUGCCUGUUUCGACAAAGUAUCCGAUCUGGUCAGGGAUGGCCAUCAAGUCAUGGUCUUUGUGCAUGCGAGAAAAGAAACGGUCAAAACGGCUCAGAUGUUGCGAGAAGAAGUAGCCAACGAGGGCAUGCUGGACGCCUUUGAUUGCUCAGAUUCACCAAAGUACACACAAUACAAGCGCGAUAUUACAAAGUCUCGCAACAAGGAGAUGAAAGAACUGUUUCAAUAUGGUUUUGGUAUACAUCAUGCUGGUAUGCUGCGAUCUGACCGUACCUUGACUGAAAGGAUGUUCCAAGACGGUGCGCUCAAGGUUCUCUGUUGUACCGCUACACUGGCCUGGGGUGUCAAUUUACCUGCUUAUGCGGUUGUCAUCAAGGGAACGCAAGUGUAUGAUUCCACCAAGGGUAGCUACGUGGAUCUCUCCAUCUUGGAUGUGCUUCAAAUCUUUGGUCGUGCGGGUCGUCCACAAUACGAAAGCCAUGGUGUGGGUUAUAUUUUGACGACACACGAUCGACUCUCCCACUACAUCUCUGCCAUCACGCAACAACAUCCCAUUGAAUCCAAAUUCAUUGAAAACAUUGUCGACAAUUUGAACGCUGAGAUCGCCUUGGGCACAGUGACCAACGUUGACGAAGCUGUGACAUGGCUCAGUUACACCUACUUGUACGUGCGCAUGAAGAAGAACCCCAUGAUUUACGGUAUGGACAAUGCAGAGCCCAUGAACGACCCUUUGCUAGGAAGAAAGCGACACGAAAUCAUCACUCUGGCUGCUCGCAAACUGGCGAAAUGCCAAAUGAUUAUCUUUGACGAGAACACGGGUUAUUUACUGCCCAAGGAUCUCGGCCGCAUCGCAUCCAACUUUUACAUCAAACACACUAGUAUUGAGAUUUUCAACACUAUGAUGAAGCCGCGCAUGACGGAAGCAGAUGUCUUGUCCAUGAUGAGUAUGAGUUCUGAAUUUGAUCAAAUCAAGUCGAGAGAUACUGAGCAUCAAGAGCUAAAAAAGCUGCUGGAAAACGCUUGUGCUUGUGAUAUCAGGGGCGGUACCGAAGACACGCAUGGCAAGGUCAAUAUUCUGCUGCAAUCCUACGUCUCCAACGCCUACAUUGACGACUUUGCACUGGUGUCUGAUUGUGCUUACGUUGCUCAAAACUCUGGCCGUAUUGCGCGUGCCUUGUUUGAAAUUGCUCUCAACAGAAACUGGGGACCUACAGCCUCUGUCUUGCUUCAAAUCAACAAGGCUGUUGAGAAGCGCAUGUGGACAUUCCAACAUCCCCUCAGACAAAUGGGUCUCCCUCACGACAUCAUCAACAAGAUUGAGAGCCGUACACACGAGGUAUCGAUUGAAGAAAUGCGCGACAUGGAUCCCAAUGAGUUGGGUGAACUGGUGCAUCAUCGUCGCAUGGGUAUGACCAUCUCUAAAUGCGUAGAUCAGUUCCCUAUGCUGCUGCUGGAUGCUCGUAUUGCUCCCAUCACCCGCAAUGUCUUGAAUGUGGAACUGACGGUGACUCCUGAUUUCGUAUGGAAUGACAAACUGCAUGGCAGUGUAGAGCCAUGGUACAUUUGGGCAGAAGACUCCGACAAUGUGGAAAUCUACUAUUCCGAAUACUUUUUGUUGUACAAGAAGCAGUUUGGCGAGCCCAUCAAGAUUGCAUUCACUGUACCUCUGGUGGAGCCACUUCCCUCUCAGAUCUACAUUCGUGCUGUGUCUGACAGAUGGCUCGGCGCUGAAACUAUCCUGCCUGUCUCCUUCCAGCACUUGAUCUUGCCUCAGCUAUAUCCACCUCAUACGGAUCUGCUUGAUUUGCAGCCUCUUCCCAUCACGGCUCUCAAAAACGAGGUCCUUGAAACCAUCUGUGCCAAGCGAUUCACGCACUUCAACCCUGUGCAGACUCAAAUCUUCCACACACUUUACAACACGGACAAAAACUCGCUGGUCGGUGCACCCACGGGUUCUGGCAAGACUGUCGCUGCUGAAUUAGUCAUGUGGGCUGCCUUCAGAGAUCGUCCUGGGUCCAAGGUGGUUUAUAUUGCCCCUAUGAAGGCUUUGGUCAAGGAAAGAGUGGCAGACUGGAACAAGCGAUUGACAGGACCUAUGAACAAGAAGUUGGUUGAACUGACCGGUGAUGUGACACCUGAUCUCAAGACGAUUGAAGCAGCGGAUAUCAUUAUUACAACACCCGAGAAAUGGGAUGGUAUCAGUCGUAGCUGGCAGAAGCGUAGCUAUGUGCGUGAUGUGUCCUGUGUCAUCAUUGACGAAAUCCAUCUGUUGGGCGGUGACCGUGGCCCCAUUCUCGAAGUCAUUGUGUCUCGUAUGAAUUACAUUGGCUCUCAAAUUGAUCAAAAGGUGCGCAUUGUGGGUCUCUCUACUGCCCUGGCUAAUGCCAUUGAUCUUGCUAACUGGCUGGGCAUUGAUAAAGUCGGAUUGUUCAAUUUUAGACACUCUGUACGUCCAGUACCCCUUGAAAUCUACAUUGAUGGGUUUCCUGGCAAGCACUACUGUCCCCGUAUGGCUACCAUGAACAAACCCACCUACGCUGCCAUCAAGACGCACUCGCCUACACAGCCCGUGAUUGUGUUUGUCUCAUCUCGUCGACAGACGCGUCUCACUGCGCAGGACUUGAUUGCUUACUGUGGCAUGGAGGACAACCCGCGUCAAUGGCUCCACAUGGAUGACAUGGAGAUGGAAAUGAUCUUGUCCAAUGUGCACGAUGAAUCGCUGCGUAUGUCUCUUGCAUUUGGUAUUGGUCUUCAUCACGCUGGCCUCAAGGAAAACGACCGUAAGAUUGUGGAGGAACUAUUCCUCAACCUGAAGAUCCAAAUUUUGAUUGCUACUAGUACAUUGGCGUGGGGCGUCAAUUUGCCUGCUCAUUUGGUCGUGAUCAAGGGCACCGAGUUUUACAAUUACAAGGAGCGUCGUUAUGUGGAUUUCCCCAUCACCGAUGUGCUGCAAAUGAUGGGUCGUGCUGGUCGUCCUCAGUUUGACAAUACCGGUAUCUCACGUGUAUUUGUACAAGACAGCAAAAAGAAUUUCUUUAAAAAGUUCUUGCACGAACCCUUCCCCGUCGAGUCCAGUCUUCACAAGUUUUUGGACGACCAUAUCAACGCUGAGAUCGUAGGUGGCACGAUCAAAUCAAAGCAAGAUGCCUUGGAUUACUUGACCUGGACCUACUUUUACCGUCGUCUACAGCAGAACCCCACUUACUACGGCUUGGAUGAUAUGACACAAAAGGGCGUAGACACAUUCUUAUCGAAUACCAUCAACGAUGUGGCACGUCGGUUGGAAGAGGCCGGCUGUAUUGAGAUUGUGGAUGAUUUUGAGCUGGUGCCAUUGAUCUCGGCCCGUAUUGCUUCCUAUUACUACCUCCAUCCCCAGACUGUGCGCCAUUUCCGUGAUCAUGUACACAAGGAUUCCAAGUUGGACGAUAUUCUAGAUGUGCUGGGUAAUGUACCAGAGUACGAGGAGCUUCCCGCACGUUGCCAGGAGGACUUGUUGAACCAGGAAAUUGAAAAGUUCAUUCCCUAUGAUGUGAAGGGUACUCCCAAUUUCAUCAGUCCCCAUGUGAAGGCCUAUGUGCUUGUGCAAGCGCACAUCAGUCGACUCGAGUUGCCUAGCUCUGAUUACAUUACCGAUCAAAUCACAGUGCUGGACUCUGCUAUUCGUUUCUCGCAAGCCAUGAUUGAUGUUGCAGCUGACACGGGUUAUCUGGAAACAAGUUUGACCAUCAUGACCAUGCUGCAGUGUAUCAAACAAGCACGCUGGCACGAUGAAUCGCCUCUCUUGACGUUGCCUCAUGUCACUCAAAGAAUGCUCAAUCACAUUCGUCACAAGGGCAAGCUUGUGAAAUCCUUAGCAGAUCUUACAAAGCUCCCGGAUAACCAAAUUAAGCAAAUCUUUUCAAAUGUCAGAGAUUUGGAUGAAAGAAGUGUAGAUGAGAUUCGCCGUGUGAUCAGCCGUUUACCCAAUAUCAGUGUCAAGGCAGAGAUUGAUACAAAGAAGCCGUACCUGAUUCCUGAAACAGAUUACAAAAUUUCCAUACAGUUGAACAGAUUUGUACGAGAUAAGAAGAAACCUCAUGAUGGUCGCAUCCAUUCACCACGUUUCCCCAAGCCCCAAUACGAAUCAUGGUGGAUUGUGCUCGGCAAUACAGAUAAUGGUGAAUUGUUGGGUCUAAAACGUGUUAGUAUGCGUAACGGCCCCAAUGAAACGCUCUCCAACAGAGUAAACACCAGUAUCUUGUUUGAGACACCUGAACAUCUCGGCAAACACAACUACACCUUGUACCUGAUCAGCGAUGGCUAUCUUGGAUUAGACCAAAAGAUUCCAAUCACGUUUGAAACUAGAUUAGACUUGGACUCUUGA
Mucor velutinosus is the source of this 6237-nucleotide messenger RNA. It is a transcript of the gene NdufS1, whose product is annotated as ndufs1 NADH-ubiquinone oxidoreductase subunit. The record is from RefSeq and is a predicted model, not a curated record. Gene Ontology annotation, molecular function: ATP hydrolysis activity; ATP binding; nucleic acid binding. The transcript is spliced from 8 exons. The coding region runs from base 1 to 6237 and encodes 2078 amino acids. NCBI's taxonomy places the organism in Eukaryota, Fungi, Mucoromycota, Mucoromycetes, Mucorales, Mucoraceae.